AUGCACAUCUCAACUAUAAGUGUGCUUCUUUCGGUUGUUCUAGCAGAAGCCGCGUCCUUCGUUACUCCUAUCAGACAUAAAACAAACAAGGAGCUAGAUUACCCAGAAAGAUGCUAUCCCGACCCCUGUAGAGGGGUGACCUACGUGAACUCCACUGCUGUUUGUGGUGAUCCACGACUUGGUCCCAAGGACCUCCCUGAAUUCUUCCCUCUCUCCAAUCAACUCGAGACAUACUCCCGCUUCGGCGAGCUCUGCCCAGUCGAGUUCCUGGAGAAAUGGACAUUGAACGCUUCCGACCCAAAGGGUUACUGGGUGUAUCCAGACUUCGACGGAUUUGCCAUAACUACCGAGAAUGUGUCGAUUCUAGGGAAUAUCACACUCCGCGUGGGCCAGAAGCUUGAUAGGUUUGGAUCUGAAUAUGGACAGUUCCUAGCACCCCUUGGAGCUCCAUAUAUCGAGCGGUCCCUGCCACCAUCCAACCUUUUCGCACCACCCAACAGCAGCUUCCCGUACAACUACCAUGUCUACGAGGUGACCAAGGCAUUUGAUAUUCUCUUGGGACCCAUUGCGGGUUGGUUUGAGCAGCCUGGGUUCGGAUCGCAGCUUUUGGCCUCGUCAAGUGUGCUAGAUUUGUUGGAAGGGGGGUUCUUAAAAAGACUGGACUUGAAAGACUAUGAUGAAGCGGAUGAAUACUCUGCGAGUUAUCUACCUGCUCCCGAGAAAACUUCCACCUGA
Molecule: messenger RNA, 735 nt
Organism: Penicillium verrucosum
Lineage: Eukaryota; Fungi; Ascomycota; Eurotiomycetes; Eurotiales; Aspergillaceae
Product: TNT domain-containing protein
Exons: 2
Coding region: 1-735 (244 amino acids)
Source: RefSeq, a predicted model, not a curated record